Gekko japonicus is the source of this 4020-nucleotide messenger RNA. RefSeq names its product aldehyde oxidase 1-like. The annotation marks the transcript as partial. The record is from RefSeq and is a predicted model, not a curated record. Lineage: Eukaryota; Metazoa; Chordata; Lepidosauria; Squamata; Gekkonidae. Gene Ontology annotation, molecular function: molybdopterin cofactor binding; iron ion binding; NAD binding. The transcript is spliced from 36 exons.
CUCGGAGCGGCGGCGGCGGCAGGAGAAGGCGGCGCGAAGAGCGCUUCAGACGAGCUGCUUUUCUACGUGAACGGCCGCAGGGUAGUGGAGAAGAAUGCUGAUCCUGAGCAGAUGACGCUAUCUUAUCUGAGGAAAAGCCUUCGUCUCACGGGUACCAAGUACGGCUGUGGUGGAGGUGGAUGUGGUGCGUGCACUGUGAUGAUCUCGAGAUACGAGCCGGUCGCUAAGAAGAUCGCUCAUUAUUCCGCCAACACAUGCUUGCUUCCCUUAUGUUCACUGUACGGCUGUGCUGUCAUUACCGUGGAAGGAGUUGGAAGCACCCAAACCAGGAUCCAUCCAGUUCAGGAACGGAUAGCGAAAAGCCACGGCUCUCAGUGUGGCUUCUGCACCCCAGGAAUGGUGAUGUCCAUCUACGCUUUACUGCGCAACGAGACAGAACCCUCAGCAGAACAAAUCGCUGAAGCUCUGGCAGGGAAUUUGUGUCGCUGCACUGGCUACAGGCCCAUUAUAGAUGGCUGCAAAACCUUCUGCAGGGAAUCAUUUUGCUGCCAAAAUAAGGAAACCGGUGGCUGCUGCUUGGAUGAAGAAGAUGGUUUACCUUCGUUACCUAACAAGGAAAGGAAGAUUUGCACAACGUUGUUUUCGGCAGAAGAAUUCCAGCCUUUGGAUCCCACCCAAGAGCUAAUAUUUCCUCCAGAACUCAUGCGAAUGGCAGAAUGUCAAACCGCACAAACUCUUGUCUUCCGUGGGGAAAGAACUACAUGGAUUUCUCCUGUAAAUCUCAAGGAGCUUCUGGAACUGAAAUCCAAGUACCCCCUGGCACCUCUCGUAGUAGGGAACACUUGUGUGGGACCGGAGAUGAAAUUUAAAGAUGUAUUUCAUCCAGUUAUCAUUUCACCCACUAGGAUAUUGGAUCUGCAUGUGGUAAAACACACUGGGGAAGGGCUGCUGCUUGGAGCCGCCUGUAGCCUGACCUUGGUGAAAGACGUUCUGACAAAUGCCGUUUCAAAACUCCCAGCAGAGAAAACCAAGAUAUUCCACGCCCUUUUGCAACAGUUAAAAACUCUGGCUGGGCAGCAGAUCCGAAAUGUAGCCUCUUUUGGAGGCAAUAUCAUAAGCAGAAGUCCAACAUCUGACAUCAAUCCUGUUCUGGCCGUUGGAAACUGUAUCCUCAACGUGGCAUCACACAGGAGAAGGCGACGGAUUCCUGUGAGCGACCUUUUUGCCGAUGGGCUUGGAAACAAUACCCUGGAACCCGAAGAGAUCAUAGUGUCAGUUCACAUUCCACAUUCCAGUAAAGGAGAGUUUGUAUCAGCCUUCCGACAAGCCCAGCGACGAGAAAAUGCUUUACCGAUCGUUAAUGCGGGGAUGAGAGUUCUUUUUGAAGGCGACAGAGACACCGUGAAGGACAUCGGCAUCUUUUACGGAGGCGUGGGCUCCACUACGCUUGCAGCAAAGCAGACGUGCCGGGCCCUCAUUGGGAGACCUUGGAAUGAGGAGCUGUUGGGUGAAGCUUGCAGAAGUGUACUCACAGAAAUUUGUCUCCCAAGCUCGGCUCCUGGUGGCAAAGUGGAAUACAGAAGGACUCUCAUUGUUAGUUUCAUGUUCAGAUUCUACCUGGAGGUGCUGCGAUCACUGAAAAUAACGUAUCCUAGUCGGUAUCCUGACAUUCCAGAGAAUUAUUUGAGUGCCCUUGAACCUAUCCACUCCAAAAUACCUCAGAGUAUACAAAUGUACCAGGAUGUGGCAUCAGGACAACUUGCCGAAGACCCAGUCGGCCGCCCGAUCACGCACCAGGCCGGUCUUAAACACGCCACGGGGGAGGCUCUUUACUGUGAUGACAUCCGUGCCGUGGAUGAAGAGCUCUUCCUGGUUCUAGUAACCAGUUCCAAAGCCCAUGCAAAGAUUGUAUCAAUAGACGCUUCAGAAGCCCUCAAGAUGCCUGGUGUGGUUGACGUCGUCUCGAUUCAGGAUGUCCCAGCUACUAAUGAGUUCUAUAACUACGAUGUCCCAGAUAUUAUAUUCGCCAGGGGAAAGGUAUGCUGAGUGUGAGCAGAUCCAUUGUGGUGUCGUGGGGUUAGAGUGUCCGACGGGGUGAGCAAAAGACGUGCAGAAAAGGGGGAGGCACACUACGAACCAGAGGAACCUGUCAUCCUGACCAUCGAGGAGGCGAUAGAGCACAACUCAUUCUUCGAACCGUUAAGAAAACUGGAACAGGGGGAUGUGGACGAAGCGUUUAAAACUGUCGACCAUAUACUGGAAGGUGAGAUCCUUAUUGGGGGGCAGCGUCACUUUUACAUGGAAACUCAGAGUAUUCUUGCGGUUCCGAAAGGGGAAGAUCGAGAAAUGGAUAUCUAUGCAUCCACUCAGCAUCCAGCAUUUGUACAGGAUUUGGUGGCGUCAUGCUUAGGCGUCCCAAGCAAUCGGAUUAUGUGCCACGUAAAAAGAAUUGGAGGAGCUUUUGGUGGGAAGCUGCUGAAAACGAGUCUGUUGGCUUGUGUUACGGCCGUGGCCGCCAAGAAGACAGGCCGUCCCGUUCGGUGCGUUCUGGACAGGGGCACUGACAUGUUAGUCUGCGGAGGUCGGCACCCCGCCAUCGGCAAAUACAAAAUUGGCUUCAUGAAUAAUGGCAGAAUUUUGGCCAUGGAUGUCAGUGCGUAUAUAAAUGGAGGAUGUACUCCCGACGAUUCCAUUUUGGUUGCAGAGAUACUCCUAUUAAAAAUGGAUAACGCCUACCACAUCCCGAAUGUACGAUCCUGCGCUCGUGCUUGCAAGACUAACAUAACGUCCAACACAGCUUUCCGGGGAUUUGGCUUCCCACAAGGCGGAUUGGUUACCGAAUCCUUUAUAACGCGUGUGGCGGCCAGAUGUGGUUUAUUACCAGAGCAGGUUAGGGAAAUCAACAUGUAUAAAGAAAACGGACUAACGCCCUACAGACAAGAGUUCAAGCCCCAGAACCUGCUUAGGUGUUGGAAGGAAUGCAUGGAGAAAUCUGCCUUUCACACCAGAAGAGCAGCUGUGAAGGAAUUCAACAAGCAAAGUUACUGGAAGAAAAAAGGGAUUGCCAUUAUACCCAUGAAGUUUCCGGUUGGUUUUUGCACACGCGUUCUAGGUCAGGCAGCCGCUCUGGUUCAUUUAUAUACCGAUGGGUCCGUGCUGCUGACGUACGGCGGCGUAGAAAUGGGACAAGGACUUCACACCAAAAUGAUCCAGGUUGCUAGCCGAGAAUUAAAGAUGCCGAUGUCAAAUAUUCACUUUUGUGAGACAAGUACAACGACGGUCCCUAAUGCGUGUGCUUCAGUAGGUUCCAUGGGAACGGAUGUCAACGGGAUGGCAGUGAAGGAUGCCUGCCAGACUCUUCUGAAGCGCCUUGAACCGGUCAUUUCUCAGAAUCCAAAGGGCUCUUGGAAAGAAUGGGCAAAGGAAGCUUUUGAACAGAGCAUUAAUCUGUCAGCAACAGGUUUUUUCAGGGGUUAUGAAGCAAACUUUGACUGGGAGAAGGGGGAAGGCUGGCCGUUUGAAUAUUUCAUUUUUGGAGCUAUUUGCACCGAGGUUGAAAUAGACUGUCUGACUGGAGAUCGCAAGAAUGUCACAACAGACAUUGUUAUGGAUAUUGGCUGCAGCAUCAAUCCUGCAGUGGAUAUAGGUCAGAUCGAAGGCGCCUUUGUUCAAGGUCUUGGACUUUACACAAUGGAGGAAAUCAAAUACUCCCCCGAAGGCGACCUCUACACAAGAGGUCCAGAUCAGUAUAAAAUCCCUGCGGUGUGUGAUAUCCCUGAACAUUUCAGUGUCUCCUUGCUGGCUUCUUCCGAAAGCACAACAGCCAUCUACUCGUCCAAGGGCCUUGGUGAAUCGGGGCUUUUCCUGGGAUGCUCCGUGUUCUUUGCAUUGUGGGACGCAGUGGCCGCUGCAAGAAGAGAAAGGGGGUUGUCUGGGGACUUUGGGCUGAACAGUCCCCUGACCCCGGAACGCAUUCGAAUGGCCUGUGUGGACCAGUUUACUGAAAUGAAAGCCUUCUGA